Pundamilia nyererei is the source of this 2139-nucleotide messenger RNA. It is a transcript of the gene map3k7, whose product is annotated as mitogen-activated protein kinase kinase kinase 7. The coding region runs from base 300 to 2108 and encodes 602 amino acids. Gene Ontology annotation, biological process: immune response; protein phosphorylation; positive regulation of canonical NF-kappaB signal transduction. The transcript is spliced from 18 exons. Lineage: Eukaryota; Metazoa; Chordata; Actinopteri; Cichliformes; Cichlidae. The record is from RefSeq and is a predicted model, not a curated record. Gene Ontology annotation, molecular function: magnesium ion binding; MAP kinase kinase kinase activity; ATP binding.
GAGCUCCCCCUCUCCCCUGCGAAGAAUCAAAAUACAUUCCUAGCAAGCCAGCUACACAAGUUGUCAAAAAGUUAUGCUUGUUUGUCAAGUGGAUAGACAAAACAGGUUUUAUAAAAAUGGACGUUAUUCCAGGUUUUUUUUUACAUGAAUAGUAGAAAAUAUCCCCAUGUCCACAUAACCGGCACUGGUGACAAGUCAUCUACGAAGAGUUGGAUUGUUGAAGCUAAGAAAGUCCUGGUAGCUAGCGUUACCAACCGGGCCAGCCAGCUAACUAAGUUACUAGCUGACCUAAGCUAGUAAUGUCUCUAUCGUUACCACCAGCGGAAAUGCUUGAAACACCACCUGGGUAUCCCUUUGAAGAAAUCAAUUAUGAGGACAUUGAAGUUGAGGAGGUGGUGGGGAGAGGAGCUUUUGGGGUCGUCUGCAAAGCAAAAUGGAAAGGAAAAGAUGUUGCAAUCAAGACUAUUGAGAGUGAAUCAGAGAGGAAAGCCUUUAUUGUUGAGCUCAGACAACUUUCACGUGUGAAUCACCCCAACAUUGUGAAACUGUAUGGCUCUUGCAAUAGUCCAGUUUGCCUUGUGAUGGAAUAUGCAGAAGGUGGAUCAUUAUAUAAUGUACUGCAUGGUGCUGAACCCCUCCCCUAUUACACUGCUUCCCAUGCUAUGAGCUGGUGUUUACAGUGUUCCCAGGGUGUGGCCUAUCUCCAUGGCAUGAAACCAAAGGCUCUCAUUCACAGGGACCUCAAACCACCCAAUCUACUUCUGGUGGCAGGAGGCACUGUGCUGAAGAUUUGUGACUUUGGAACAGCAUGUGACAUUCAGACACACAUGACCAACAACAAAGGAAGUGCAGCAUGGAUGGCCCCAGAAGUAUUUGAAGGCAGCAAUUACAGCGAGAAGUGUGAUGUGUUCAGCUGGGGAAUCAUUCUUUGGGAGGUGAUCACCCGCAGGAAGCCCUUCGAUGAAAUCGGAGGGCCAGCUUUUCGCAUUAUGUGGGCUGUGCACAAUGGCACAAGACCACCUUUAAUCAAGAAUUUGCCCAAGCCCAUUGAAAGCCUAAUGACUCGCUGUUGGUCCAAAGACCCCUCUCAGCGGCCUUCCAUGGAAGAGAUAGUGAAGAUCAUGACUCAUCUAAUGAAGUACUUCCCAGGGUCUGAUGAACCCCUUCAGUAUCCAUACCAGUAUUCAGAUGAGGGACAGAGCAACUCUGCAACUAGUACAGGUUCAUAUGUAGACUACACUGGUAACAGCACAAGCUACAGAAGUGAUGCGAACAUGGAGCACAGUGAUUCUCAAGGGAGCAAUGACACUAUUAAGAUUACGCCUCAGUUUGCACCUCAUUUCAAGCCAAAGGGAGACACAUUAAGGAAUGUGUCUCUUUCCAGAGGGGGCAGCGUUGAGAGUCUGUCAGCACGAACACAGUGCCUGUCUUCUUCUGACAGCAAAAGAAUGAGUGCUGACCUGUCAGAGUUGGAGCCCAAGAUGCAGUUUGCACCUGCAGCAAACCCCCCGUAUAAGCGAGGCCACCGUAAAACUGCAUCAUUCGGAACCAUACUGGAUGUCCCCAAGAUCGUCGUUACAGCCACAUGUGAGUCUCAGAGACGUCGGUCUGUACAGGAUCUGCCAGGCAUCUGCACAGAAUCCAGCCAGGGGAGUAGGAACAGCAGUCGAUCUUCCAGUCCAAGUGUGAGAAUGAUGCCGCCUGACAAGACAAGUGGCAGGGGCUAUUUCUCCCCCGAUGACCCCACAGAUACAAAUGGCUCAGACAACUCCAUUCCCAUGGCUUAUCUCACCCUAGACCAUCAGCUGCAGCCCCUUGCUCCCUGUCCCAACUCCAAAGAGUCCAUGGCUGUUUUUGAGCAACACUGCAAGAUGGCCCAAGAAUACCUGAAAGUGCAAACUGAGAUUGCCUUGCUAAUCCAAAGGAAGAAGGAGCUCAUUGCUGAACUGGACCAAGACGAAAAGGACCAGCAGAACACGUCCCGUCUGGUGCAGGAGCACAAAAAGCUGCUGGAGGAGAAUAAGAGUCUGUCCACAUACUACCAGAAGUGUAAAAAACAGCUGGAGCUGAUCCGGGUUCAGCAACAGAAGAGACAGGGCACGUCAUGAUGAAACACAAACUCUGCCACUCCCCCUCCUC